AUGGCGAGGGGCACCCGCGACGUCGUCGCGCGCGUGCGCGCGGAGGCCUGGGACGCCCUCGGGCGCUUCCCCUGGCGCUACAUCACGGCCUACGCGGCCGCGAAGGCCGUCCGCCUGGACGAGCGCGCCGCGGAGGGGCUGCGGGACGGCAACACCUCCGCCCGCGUCGCCUGCCGCGCGGCGCUGGUGAACUGCUGGCUGCAGCGGGACUGCAAGGCGGACUGCACCGCGCUGCUCGAGCCGAUUAUGGCGGGCUACACCAUGACCAGCCUCACCCCCUUGAUGGCUAUCGCCGCGGAGCUGCUCAAGUACUGCCAGAAGCUCGACCCCGGGCGGCACUUCGCGAUCGACCUCCACGACAUCCACACCCCGGGGCUUCUUAUGUGGAAGAUGGAUUGCCAGGCAAUGGCCGAUUCCGACGUCGCGGACGAAACCUCCCUGCUGCUUUCCCUGGAGCAGUUUAGCGCGGUGCUGCAGGACACCGUCUACGUCUACGCGCGUCCGGAGGUGGCGCCUAAAACCGUCCGCUUCCGCAACGUCGAGGAUGCCGAGAACAUGCUGCGGAUCUUGCUUUCCGUUUUUGAAAUUUACGAGGAAAGCGGCUACCUCGCGCACGCGGAUAACAACACGCGCACUUCGAUGCUGCGCAUCAUUAACUUCAUUUUAAAAGUCGUCCCGGAUGAUGACCCGGGGCUCUUCGUCGACGCCGCGGUGCGCGCGCUAAAAUUUCUGACAACGCGCACGCCUGAGGAGGGCGCGAAAACGAUCACAUCCGCGUUAGAUUCCCUUUUUAGAAGUCUAAAGCUCCCACAGCGGUAUGCCUUGGGGUUUGACGACGUGGAGGCGUUGGGGCGUAAAAGCCGUGAGCGUCAGCAGGAUUUGGCUCGCAUGAAGGCCCUGCUUCGCGCCGGAACCGCUACGCAGGAGGAGUACGACCAACUUCACGAGGCGAUCGAUCGGGAUGAAAAAUUUCUGCUUCGCAUGCAGCUCAUGGUCUUGGCUUUUUUGUCCUAUUCACAGCGCGGGGAUGAGAUUCCGAUUUUUUGCUCGCACAUGAUUCGACUCGGUCGGCAGCUCGAUAAUGAGGUGGUGCGCAUAGCGGCAACGAAAGCCUUGGCGCUUCAAUGUCUUAUCAGCCCUGAUGCCGUGCACACCUUCAUGCCGCUUAUUCUUUCCGAAACGAGCGAACCGGUACGAAACGAGUUUAACGCGGUGCCGUUGGCGGCCAUUGGGGUGACUUUUGAUCUCAUUAUGGAAUACGGACUUCGUUUUUUUGACACCACCAAGCGACCCGCGCAUCUCAACCCUGGUACCUUCUUUAACGCCCAAAACGCGAUUGACAUGCGGCUCCAGCACGAGCAGGCGCUUGCCGAGGAGGAUGUCCACAAAGUCGGCGGCGCGAAUCUCCUUUCAACGCUUCGUUAUUAUCUUGGUCCAUCCCAGAAAGCUAAAAAUACCAUGACGUUGGUGGGCUUCUGCAAGUUGCUAAGCUGCAACCGCAUCCCGCAGGAUUCCAUAACCGGCAUUAUAGCCGAGCUGAUUUUGCACUACGUGCGUGUUCGAAUCACGCAAAACAGCGACGCCACGAGCGCGUUUAUGGUGGAUUACUUAAGUAAAUUCCUUCGAAGCUACUCCUCCAGCCAUCCCAAGCAGCAAGAGCGGUUCUCAAAGGGCGGCGUUGCCGCGUUUCGCGUGCUGCUGAUGCGGGAUCCAUCUUGGGCCGUAAAGAUCAUUCAGUUCGUGCUGAGACUGUCGGAUCCGUUUACGCUAUGCCAAAUUCGCGAUAUCGAUCCCAAAACCGCCCAACGCGUGAAUAAGGAGUUGUCCGAAGCUAACGCGAACGACGACAACCUGUCGGAGAAAAGUGCCGGGCGGGGUAAGAAUCCGGAUGCGAACGAAGGCGCCACCCUUCACGCGCGGAAUUCAUCGAUCCGCACGAAGGCGGCGCGGUCCUCGAUGCAAAGCGGGCGCCUUCUCCGCGAGCUCAGUCGUUUCUCCCUCCACGAGGCGAUCGCCGAGGAGCUGUUGAUCGAGCUCGCGGUGAACUCGAAGAAGGCGAGCCGCCAGGUCUGCGUCGACGCGCUCGAACUGCAUAUGUAUUUCUACAGUAAGGAUAAUCAACCUUUUCUCCUGCACUGCGCGCGAGAGGCGGUGCAGGCGAUGCCGAAGGAAGGGGGGGAGCGGGCGCGUUUGAAGGGCUGGCUCGACAAGCUCCAACAGCUCGGCUUUUUUCCCGAGCCCGCGGGAUCGGCAGAGCAGGAAGGGAGUCUGCAAGAGCGGCUCGCGGAGCGCAAAGCCAGCCGAGAAGUGAUUUUGAACGAUCUAGUGGAGCGAGGCUACGCGGAAGGGGUGGAGGAUAGCGCGCCUCCGCAGGUGAACUCGUCCACCCUUGGCUUGACUAAAACCAAAAAGGAGGAUCAGGAUCGGAAGCGAGAGCGCGAUUCGGAUUUUUUUGAGGUUGAAAACAUUUUAGGGCCGCGACGAAAGACGCGGAAAUAA
Messenger RNA from Phytomonas sp. Hart1, 2499 nucleotides. The record is from the annotation of a GenBank genome assembly. NCBI's taxonomy places the organism in Eukaryota, Euglenozoa, Kinetoplastea, Trypanosomatida, Trypanosomatidae.